GUGGGAUGUGACAGCAAUAUGGCUAUCUGGUGAUUAACAAUCGAACGGGGACGGACAAAGGAGCAGCGCAGUUCUUAUGAUAAUAGACGACGCAGCUCUCCUCCGCGACGCAUCAUUGUUCCGUUGUUUUGUACGAGGCUAGCUAAACGAACGGGACAAGAUGCUGGAGCUCGAGGUGGUGCCCGAGAAGUCCCUCGGAUGCGAGCAAUGGGAAUUUAUUUUGGGUAUGCACUUUUCUCAGUCAGUAUCGAUAAUACAGUCUCAAGUCGGAGUUAUAAGAGGAGUGCAAGUACUUUAUAGCGACACUAAUCCGUUAGAUGUAGAUCUAGUAAUAAAUUUACCUCACGAUGGCAUUCGGCUUAUAUUUGAUCCUGUUGUACAAAGGCUUAAAAUAAUUGAGAUUUAUAACAUGAAAUUAGUAAAAUUGAAAUAUUGUGGCUUGCCAUUCAAUUCACCGGAAGUGUUACCUUCAAUCGAGCAAAUAGAACAUUCAUUUGGUGCGACUCACCCGGGUGUUUAUGACAGCGAUAAACAGGUGUUCGUAUUGAAUUUUCGAGGACUGUCGUUUUACUUUCCAAUCGAUUCAAAAUUUCAUCCUGGUUAUGCCCAUGGAUUAGGCUCAUUACAGUUUCCUAACGGAACUUCUCCUUUAGUUGCAAAAACGGCGAUUUACGUUGGAAAUAUUCUAGCCGGUGGUAGCGGCGAAGAACAUGGUUCUAAGACACCGCCACCACCUUUACCACUUGUUUGUUACCAUAAUAACUUGUACUUGGAGAAAGCUGAUAUCAUUCGAGACAAAGCACGUACUCGAGGACUUAGAUUACAUCUUUUCACGGAGGGUAGUUCUGGAACGAGAGCAUUGUUGGAGCCGAAGAAGCGAUGUCUGACCAAAGAGGUAUUGUUCGGUGAUACAUGCGAGGACGUUUUAAGUGCGCUUGGUGCACCGUCUAGAGUAUUCUACAAAGCCGAGGAUAAGAUGCGUAUCCAUAGUCCACACGCGCACAAACGAGACAAGACAAGGCGGUCAGACUUUUUCUAUAAUUAUUUUACUUUAGGUCUGGAUAUCUUAUUCAAUGCUAAAACCCAAUGUAUAAAAAAGUUUGUACUUCACACGAAUUAUCCAGGACAUUAUAACUUUAAUAUGUACCACCGUUGUGAGUUUUCUUUGACUCUGCCCCCUGAAAAUAAUUCCACGGAAUCGGGAAAGUUGAUUGACGUUUCCCCAUCUCCUGUUACAAUCACUGCCUAUACAAAAUGGGAUAGAGUGAGCGAGCAAUUGAAAGCAAGUGUGCGACCAGUAGUUCUGAAUCGUGCAUCUUCGACAAAUACAACCAACCCAUUUGGCUGUACGUUUUGUUACGGCAUACGGGACGCGAUUGUAGAAGUUAUGGCGAAUCAACAUAUCGCAAGUGUAACUUUAUAUAGAACUGCGUGACGUUGAUAAUUCAUACUAUGUAAAGCAUUACGUAGCAUGAUUCAUGACGAACAGUUGAGGACAAGAAAUUACUUUUAACUAACUUUACGAGAUUUUAAGUUUACCGAUUAAAAACAACGGGAUGUGACGAUAUCGAAGUGUAAAGCACUCUAUCGGGAAGCUUUUUUAAUAUAUAACCAAUUAUUUUAGAAUACAGGGAUGAUAAAUAAGUGUUACGUAAAGUGUGAAUAUUAAGACAACUAAACGAUGACCGUAUAAGAUAUAUAUAAAAUUCAGGUGCAAAAAAUA
This is a messenger RNA of Cyphomyrmex costatus, 1723 nucleotides long. Its product is annotated as UPF0183 protein CG7083. Gene Ontology annotation, biological process: Golgi to plasma membrane protein transport. Gene Ontology annotation, cellular component: trans-Golgi network. Bases 161 to 1435 code for a protein of 424 amino acids. Lineage: Eukaryota; Metazoa; Arthropoda; Insecta; Hymenoptera; Formicidae. The record is from RefSeq and is a predicted model, not a curated record. The transcript is spliced from 8 exons.